Molecule: messenger RNA, 665 nt
Organism: Brassica oleracea var. oleracea
Lineage: Eukaryota; Viridiplantae; Streptophyta; Magnoliopsida; Brassicales; Brassicaceae
Product: cystine lyase CORI3-like
Exons: 4
Coding region: 85-429 (114 amino acids)
Biological process (GO): biosynthetic process
Molecular function (GO): pyridoxal phosphate binding
Source: RefSeq, a predicted model, not a curated record
AAUUCUAAACCACCAACUGUUAUCCAGGCGGCCAUUCCCACCAUCUUGGAGAAAACUGGUAAAGAGUUCUUCCAUAGGAGGCAGAUGUUUCUGAAAGAUAAAACCGAUCUUGCAUAUUAUAAGCUCAAGAGCAUACCUUCCCUCACCUGCUACAUGAAACCUGAAGCGUGCACCUUCUUCUGGACCGAGCUGAACUUAUCAUCCUUUGUGGAUAUUGAAGAUGAUGAAGAUUUCUGUGAAAAAUUAGCUACUGAGGAAAACCUCGUCCUUUUGCCAGGGAUUGCUUUUACUCUGAAGAACUGGGUGAGGCAUUCUAUUGACAUGGAUACUCCAACUUUGGAGGAUGCAUUUGAUAGAUUGAAGAGCUUUUGUGAUCGCCACUCCAUUUCAGGUGAAACUCCACGCAAAGCUGUCAAUGGUGUCAACUAAAGGGUUCUUAUGUAAGCCUAAGUCUUUUUAUAUGCUAUGAUAAUACAUAAAUGGGGGUGUUUUGCUUUUAUGAAUAAAUUACGAACACCUUUCGAGUUUGUGACAGAAUAAAUCAAUGGUGUACAAUAGUAAACCAUUAAUCAUGUAUGUUUUCACAUCGUUGGGUAUGUCUUUCGAUGUAUGUAUGUCUUUGUACUUUUUAUAAACGAAUAAGAUUCAGCUUGUUUUCAUUAGAA